UAGACUUAUAUAGACAUUUAUGAACACAUUUCUGUGAUGAUGAAUGGCAGUUUUCGACUGAACUUAAUAUAAAAAUGUCCAAGUUUGGUUAUAGAAGGUUUACUUCACUAAUAUAGCUAUUUAAUAUUAUUUCAAUAUUUGUCUUUUUUUGACAUGCUUUGCAGUCCGUUUGGGGAUUCUCUGUUUAUUCAUUUCUAUUUAAUUUGCACUUGUCAUAUUAAAAUUUUCAGUUUUUGAGUUUCGUAUUGAAAUAAUUGAGUUUCUGUUCUUUACUUGCCUGUUUCAUGACGCAGUUGCUGUGGUAGAUUUUAUGCAUUUUAUGUCACCUGUGUUUGAGGAACCCACAUCACUUUGAAAUGUUAGCAGGUUUUAGGUUUUGUACAGUGAUGUGUACUUCCGCAGAUAGUUUAACAGAACAUAACAAUAACGGUAUCACAUUUUAAUAUUUUGCUUCCUCCUUAAAGUUCUCAUCUCCUCAUAUAUAAAUGACACUAGCCGCAGAACACUAUAAGUUAUCUCAUAGUUCUCUAUUGGUUGCUGUCCUGUUUGUCUAGGGGAAGCAACAGGAUCAUGCUUUUUAGGAUCAUAAAGCACAUUAUUUUUACAUUAUUAGAACAGACUUCAUAUGUGCGUCAGUUUGGAGAAAUGGAAGGUGCCAUGUUUCUCCCUUUCUGUACACCUGGAAAAGGUGAUGGUGGCUUGUCUGUGGUCUGUGGGACAAAACAGUCUAUGGCUGGGAUGGGCGACACUGUCAAAAGGCAAAUUUGAAGCAUCUCCUCAGGGGUUCACCAUGGGCUGUGUGGGGUCCAAGCCAGAUCAGGAUCCCAUUGGCAAGACAGUAGGCAAUGAAGAUGGCCGCAACCCAUCAACACAUUAUGUCCCCGACCCCACAACAGGCUUCAAAUCAAACAGAACUAACCCGGGUACAGACACCUCUCUGUUGCCCUUAGGUCCAGAGAACAUUGCCAUAGCCCUGUAUGACUAUGAAGCUAUGCAUGAAGGUGAUUUGGGCUUCAAGAAGGGUGACAGACUCAAAAUCUUGCUGGAGUCUGGUGAAUGGUGGAAAGCAACUUCUCUCAGCAGUGGUCAGGAGGGUUUUAUCCCCAGUAACUAUGUUGCAAAGGAUACCCUGGAAACCGAAGAGUGGUUUUUUAAAGGAGUCAGUAGAAAGGACGCAGAGAGGCAGCUGCUGGCCUCCGGUAACAAAAUUGGAUCCUUCAUGAUCAGAGACAGUGAGACCACCCAGGGAAGCUACUCGCUGUCUGUCAGGGACUGCGACCCACAAUCCGGAGACGCGGUGAAGCAUUAUAAGAUCCGCACGCUAGAUAACGGCGGUUUCUACAUCUCGCCACGCAUCACCUUCAACACCCUUCAGGAUCUUGUCAGCCAUUACAAGAAACAGAGCGAUGGGUUAUGUCAGAGUCUCACCAGUCCCUGUCUGAGUCCCAAACCUCAGAAACCUUGGGAGAAAGAUGCCUGGGAGAUCCCACGUGAGUCUCUCAAACUAGAUAAACGUUUGGGAGCCGGUCAGUUUGGAGAGGUUUGGCUGGCCACAUACAACAAGCACACAAAAGUAGCCGUGAAGACUAUGAAACCUGGCAGUAUGUCUGUGGAAGCUUUUCUUAUGGAGGCUAAUUUAAUGAAAACCCUCCAGCACGACAAACUGGUCCGCCUCAACGCCGUGGUGACCAAAGAGGAGCCCAUAUACAUCAUUACAGAGUACAUGGAGAAGGGUAGUUUACUGGACUUCCUUAAAAGCGAUGAAGGAAAUCGAAUUCGGUUGCCGAAACUCAUCGACUUCUCAGCACAGAUAGCAGAAGGCAUGGCUUACAUCGAGCAGAGGAACUAUAUUCACCGAGACCUUCGUGCUGCCAACAUCCUGGUCAAUAAGAGUUUAGUGUGUAAGAUUGCCGACUUUGGUCUCGCGCGUAUCAUAGAAGACAACGAAUACACUGCCAGAGAAGGUGCAAAGUUCCCUAUUAAGUGGACAGCUCCAGAGGCUAUCAACUAUGGGUCCUUUACUAUCAAAUCAGACGUGUGGUCUUUGGGAAUUCUGUUGAAUGAAAUCAUCACCUAUGGUCGCACCCCAUAUCCAGGUAUGACGAACCCAGAGGUGAUCCGAGCUCUAGAGAGAGGUUAUCGAAUGCAGCGUCUGGAGUCCUGCCCUCAAGAGCUCUAUGACAUCAUGUUGGAAUGCUGGAAGAACAAGCCAGAGGACAGACCCACCUUUGAGUACCUGCAGAGCGUACUGGAGGACUUUUAUACUGCCACUGAGAGCCAAUAUCAGCAGCAGCCUUAAUACACACACACCUAAAGAGGUGUAUGCCUAGUACCAGAAGCUUACAGAUAUGUCUAUGCCACAUCACAAUGACUUUAUAUAUGUAGUGAUUUCUAAUGUGACUAAAUUGUGUUAUUUAAAUGAUCAUUAAAGUAACUGUUUAAUACAUCUAUUAAUAGCAGUUUUACUCCUAUCGGGUAGGAUAUUUUGCCUUACAGUGAGUGUUGCACAGCGUAUGCUACAUUUCUAAUGUUUAUACAAAACUUAUAGUGAUAUUGUCUUCUUAAAAACUUCUCUGAUUUGCAAAGGCUGAUUUUGUGUGUGUGAAAUAGAGUAAGAUGAGCAUUAAAAUGGAUUUGAAAACUUCAACCUACAUUAGGUUUCCCAUUAAUUGGAAAUGAAGUCACAUUGAAAUGUAUAUCAAUGUUUUUGUUCUGUGAAAUCAUCAACAUUCUCCAACUGCUCCAGAUAAUUAUUUUCUUUAAAAAAAAGAAAGAAAUGAAAUAUAUGUCAAGGUUUAUUUGAAAGGCCUUUAAUAUUGUAAUUUUAUGUAUUUGUAAGUUUGAACUUGCUUGAUUUUUAGAUUUUCAGCUAUAUUUGGUAUUGCUGUUAGCCUAUAUGAUACUUGUCUUUACAUAUUCCUAUUGACUUGUUGAUAUUUGGUUGGAUUUUGUGCAAUAACAAUAAAACGUUUUGUAACUUA
Messenger RNA from Triplophysa rosa, 2981 nucleotides. RefSeq names its product HCK proto-oncogene, Src family tyrosine kinase (gene hck). Gene Ontology annotation, molecular function: signaling receptor binding; ATP binding; non-membrane spanning protein tyrosine kinase activity. The transcript has 13 exons. NCBI's taxonomy places the organism in Eukaryota, Metazoa, Chordata, Actinopteri, Cypriniformes, Nemacheilidae. The record is from RefSeq and is a predicted model, not a curated record. Gene Ontology annotation, cellular component: extrinsic component of cytoplasmic side of plasma membrane. Gene Ontology annotation, biological process: protein phosphorylation; cell differentiation; innate immune response. The coding region runs from base 626 to 2299 and encodes 557 amino acids.